Messenger RNA from Fopius arisanus, 2720 nucleotides. RefSeq names its product zinc-ribbon metal-binding protein lunapark (gene Lnpk). Gene Ontology annotation, biological process: endoplasmic reticulum tubular network organization. NCBI's taxonomy places the organism in Eukaryota, Metazoa, Arthropoda, Insecta, Hymenoptera, Braconidae. The coding region runs from base 458 to 1687 and encodes 409 amino acids. The record is from RefSeq and is a predicted model, not a curated record. Gene Ontology annotation, cellular component: endoplasmic reticulum tubular network. The transcript is spliced from 8 exons.
CAAAUUUGCCUCAUCGAUUCCUAUUUUCAUCCUUCUGUAAUUUGACAUUUCUUUUAAAAUGUCAGCGAAUUCAUCGAUAAAAAAUAAAUAAACUUCAUCCCAUCAUCCAGUCAGUGACUCGUAAAUAAUAGAAAAAAUAGAAACGCGACGGUCUAUACAAAAUGAGACAAGUAUUCAUAUAUAUUCUUGAUAUACCGUAAUGAGAGGAGAGAGGGAAUUCGCAGCGUUGUAAAUUUAAAUUUGGAAGCAGACGUGUGCUUUCGAUCACAAGCACAUACCUAUUGUAAAAAAAGGUUUCACUUUGGUUGUGGUGCAGGCGCACUUGACGUUCAACAGCUCUGUGGGCUAUUUUCAUAUUCUGGGUAACGUCUCUCCUACAUCUACCCUGACAUUGGGAAAAACAAUUCGGGGGAUUAAGUUAUUUCUUUUAAUUCAGUGACUCAAUCACAGCCUCGACAUGGGCAUCUUGAUCUCCAGAUUUCGGAAAAAGAAAACGACGAUCGAGGUUCUGGAGGAUCUAGACUCGAAAAUCAAGGAAAUUCAACAAUAUGGACAGACGACAGAGCAGAGACACAAGAAAAUCGUGGGGACUCUGAUAAUUUACAGUGUUAUACUCUACGUGGUGACAGCUAUUCUCUUUUACUUCUACUUUUUCCCUGCAGCCUUAUACGACCAGCUGUUCUACAUCAUUCCACUCCUGAUUUUUCCGCUGCUCAUCGUCUUCACCAAAAAACUGGUGACAUGGUACUACAAACGAAAGAUAUCAAGAAAUCAAGAGAAGCUCUCGACAAUGCAGGAGCAGAAGAAGAAAAUUCUGGAGGAUGUGACAGAGACAGAGACCUACAAGAAAGCGAAGGAGAUUCUAUUGAAAUUCGCUCCAGAUCAGCUGAGAAUGACACCACUCACACCUCAGCCGGCUUCAAAGGUAAUUGUGAGUCCCGCGUCGACACCGAGACGUCCUAGCACCCCUCAGGCAGUAGUUCAACCCCUGCCAGGUGGUGGUGAGCUCAGAAGACGUGCCCUAACGUUAUCAAGUCCUCAAGAAAAUUCCUCAGUAGGUAGGAGCUUUUCUGGUUCUAUUCCAAUUGGAGUGGCGCCUGUUGGUACCCCGCCUGUCUCCUCUCUACCGAGUAGACCACACAACUCGGCGAUAAUGGGCCCUCGCUCUCCAUUGCCACGUCCCAUUCUCCCUCAACAGAGAAGUUACUUGGAUCGUCUGGUGGAAUAUCUAGUCGGUGACGGCCCCUCAAAUCGUUAUGCACUCAUCUGCCAUCAGUGUGACUCCCACAAUGGCAUGGCGCUCAAAGAGGAAUUCGAGUACUUUGGGUUCAGAUGCUGCUACUGUAAUUAUUGGAAUCCAGCUCGCAAACAAAAGCCAUCAGCUCCAAAAUUGGAGAUUGACGUUAUAUCACCAUUAUCAGCUGGACUUAAUGCCAACAGACAGAACGAUGUCGAGGUGUCCAGCUCAUCAGGCACGGAUUCCGAUAUCGAGGUAGUAGAGAAGCCUGAAACUCCUGACAUUACCGAGGAAAAAGUGGAAAAAAUGGAGGAGAAAGUAUCUCAUGAAAAUGAUAAACCGACAACCGAGGAAGACACUCCUAAUGCAGAGGAGGAGAGCAAGGAAGAAAAAAGGAUUGAUGAAGGGCAGAGUGAGCAGAUGGAAGUGGAUGACUCCACACGAGAAUAAUUCACAUCGACUGGAAAUGAAAAAGCCCCAAAAUGAGAAGCAAUUAGAAACAUUACCACAAGUGGCUUUGCGUAAAUAUUAAGUCAACUCAUGUCACUUUCAUCAGAGAAAUUUAAUAUCUCAUUUAAUUAUUCACGGAAGAAUUCGAAAUCACGAAAUAAUCCAUUCCACUUCGUGUUCAAUCUCCUAGUGCUACAUCAAUGAGAAAAAAUAAAUAAGUGGCACUGGGUCAGAUGAUUCGUCAUCGUAAUAAUCACACGCUCAUCGCAGAGUACCACACAAAUGUUAAUCAUCUAGACUUAAAGUUACUGUUGAAUAUUUUCUUGGAUUGUUUUGAGGGUUUUUUUAAAUUCUAUGAGCUGUGAUCAAAUUCGUAAACCCUAGUUCUGUUACCAAACGAAACGAUAAGGUGAUAAAAUCAAAAUCACAUACUUAAUCUUCUCGUUUGGCUUGAUAGCAAAAUGACUAUUGAGACUGUGUCCAUCUUGUCAAUAACGGUGCGCUCAUAACAGUUUCGCGAUUAAUGACCUCUCCUGCUAAUUCACCCCACUCAAUUAAAACGAUAAUAGUCGUUACAAUCAUCUCCACUGUACAUAAAUUAUUGAACCUCGAUUUUGCAGUUUUCCAAAUGCUCGAGUUAAUGAAUUAUUUAUAAUAUAAAACUGUUAACAUUGGAAUAUUUAAAAACACAUGAGGAAUGUCGAAAUGAAUGAAUUUCAUGUACAAAGCGUUAAUCAGUAACUUGUGAAUUAUGGAGUCAUAUGGUAGUCACUCAUUCGUACUAUUUUCACGAUUUAAUUCUCAAUUCUUUGAUUUUUCUUUGAUGAAUCAUUGGUUAUAUGUGAGUCCCUGUGUUAUCAUCGGUUUUUGCUACGUUUCAUUAAUCAAUUAGAAUUAGUCAUAAUUUAUAUUUGUCAUAAUUGUCAUCUUUCUUUUUUCUAUUUGUAUCCAUAAAGAGUGAUUCAGAAAUAUGAUAAAAUAUAGUUUUUAGUAAAAAUUGAAAACAAUAUUGAAUACCCGUUUAUCAGCAAAU